Toxorhynchites rutilus septentrionalis is the source of this 1705-nucleotide messenger RNA. RefSeq names its product G-patch domain and KOW motifs-containing protein. The transcript has 4 exons. Bases 125 to 1636 code for a protein of 503 amino acids. Gene Ontology annotation, cellular component: spliceosomal complex. NCBI's taxonomy places the organism in Eukaryota, Metazoa, Arthropoda, Insecta, Diptera, Culicidae. Gene Ontology annotation, biological process: mRNA splicing, via spliceosome. The record is from RefSeq and is a predicted model, not a curated record.
UAGUUUUUCUUCCAGUGUGCAACCAUCAUUUCGGCGUUGUUUUGUUUACAUCUUCCAAAUGUGAGGAAAGGAAAUUUUGAAGGCUUUGAAUCGUUUGAUAUACAGUUUGUUCUUGUUCCUGAUUAUGGAAACCAAAAAAGUAAGUUUUGGUUUCAGCAAAGUCACCAAGAAGACCAGCUUGCAAGGCGGACCAGCGGCAUUGGCCGGUCGGGCUUACGGUCGGAAUGAGGAGGAAAAGAUUGAAAUUAUUGCAUGCCUGGAAGGGCAAUCCAUUAAGAUUGUGGGGAAAGAGAAUGGAAGUGACGAGCAACUGCCCCUGGUGAUUCCAUUGCGAGAUCAGGACAAAACCACAGUUCCCUCGCGGUUAGCAAAAUUGAAAGAAAUCCAGGAGGACAAAAAUAAACAGCAAACAACUGAAACAACUGCCGCACUGAAAGUAGAGACUCUGGAGCAAAAAGCGGCUCGGGAGAUUUUGGAAGACCUGAAGGGUCAGCAGGAGCUUGCAGACGCGAAGGAUAAUCUCGUGGUUGCGCUAAAGCCGGAAGAUUUGCCCCUUGAAGGGGCCGUGGAAUCUACGAUGGAUGAUUAUGAGUCGAUGCCGAUACAAAAGUUUGGCAUGGCUUUGCUACGUGGGAUGGGCUGGAAGGAAGAUCCGAAUGCUCCGAAAAAAGAUGACAAACUACCAGAUGGUCCUGUGCUGCGGCCCAAAGGCAUGGGACUUGGCGCUGAGCGUGUGCCGAAAGAUAAAACGAAGCUGCUGAUUCCCCCUGCCAAGGAUGAAGCUCUGGUGAUGCAGAAAGGGGCCUUCGUGAAAGUGCUCGCUGGCAAGCACAAGGAUUGCUAUGGGACUGUUGAAACCUUGGAUGAGGAAACCGGCCGCGUGCUAGUUCGCUUGACACUUAAAGCUAAUCAGGAGUUCCUGAUGGAAUAUCUUCUUCAGCUUGUUUCGAAAGCUGAAUACAAACAGUACUCUAAUGUGUUGAAUAACGCAAAAUACAACGAAUACCUAAAUCGUGCAGCAGCUGGCGAAUCAACGACUGUCAAAGAAGAAAAACCAGACGUUAGAAAAAUAAAACGAGAACCGUCCGAUUCGCCACCACCUGCCAGAUACCAAUUCUCUCGAUCGGAUCGCCAGGUCAAGAGCGAGCGAAGGGUGCACAAAGAUACCCGAUCCCCCUCCCGUUCGGAUCGUCACAGUCGAAAGGACAGAAACGACCGUCACAGCUCCCCUUCACCUCCACGAGUAAAACGUCACGAUCGAGCAGCGGUUGAUGGAAAAUCCAACCGAACUGAGCGCACGGAUCGCGAUACACGUCGGGAUGCGGAACGAGACGGGAAGAGACGAGAGGAAAAGCACAGUAGUAGCAGGCGUCACAGGCGUGACGAUGUUAGCAGCAGCAGCAGUGACGAUUCGGAGUCCGAGUCCGAUGACCGUGGCCGGAGUCGGCACCAGCACAAAUCAUCUUCCUAUGUAAGGACAUCUUCGGGAACGAAGAAAAAAUCUCACAAAUAUAAACAACGCCGGGAUCACUCCCGGGACAGAGUGGCUCAUUCGUCCGACGAGGACGAUCGGCGCCAUAAGAAGAAAACAAAGAGGAGCAAGAAGCAGCGCAGCCGAUCACGCAGCAGACGGUAGUGAAACGAUUUUGUUACAAUCAUCGAUGGGUAUCAAAUAAAGAAAGCACACAUUGCAAAACGACGAAAA